GUGGACCCCCUGACGAAGCGAAUCGGCUACGGCAAAAUCGGCGUCGGUUCGAGUCGGAGCGCAGCGGAGCGGGGUUUGGAGAAAGCGACCUGGAAGGCUCAGGCAGAUGUGGAUGUGAGGGUAGUGUACGUUGCUCCGUUGCUCUUUGCUCCUGGCUCACACUAGGGACGGGCUUUGCGGCGAUGCGGGCAUUGAUUGGCCACCAUGGGAGAAUAGGAAAGUAUGAUCUGGAAACGGGACAACGGAGAACGUGGCCGCAAUGGGGUGUGACGGAGCCUCGUGCUUCACGAUCGAACGGACGUCGCUGCCGUAGCUGCAGCGGCGCGACCAUCGGACGUCCGGAGUGCGUCUAUUCCUCUCUUCGUCGACUGUCGCUUCCUUCCCAUCAGACCAUGGCUCUCCCUAUUCAACCUCCUGAAGCUGGCGAUGAUGACAACGCUGACCAAAGCAUUUUCUCCAACGCUGCACCCAGAGCUUCGACUGUCCCAUACGGAGGACGAAGGCUCACUGCAAUGUCCUUCACGUGCAGAGCUGGCUCAAAGCACUUAUUUCCCCCAUCCGUGUCCCUUCAAAGGCUUAUGUAGCAGCCAGCCUCUGGACUGCACUGCUGAUCAUCCGAUCGAUAGCAAGUGGUACUACCAACAGCAAGGAUAUACCCAUCUAUCUGAGCCCAGCCCGACUGGCGAUCACCUUUCUGACGCGUACGCCUUCGAUUGGCCUUUCGAAACUACUCUCUCUUGCUCUACUCGAUGGACGUCACCCGACUUGAUGUCCACCCAUGAUCCGUUCAAAGUUGACUGCACUCAAGAGAUCACAGCCGCCUGUUGCCUACCGCAAUAUUUGAGUCAGCCAGAGCUGACGUCCGAAAUGCAAUGCUACGACCACCUUACCGAUACUUGUACAUGGAUCCAACCUAACAAGUGGCUCUCGGACAGCAACAGCUCAGGCCUGGAGUACCUCGGACCUCCUUGCUCUUGCUCGCCCGAUGCAGCUUUGACGAUGCUAUCUCUGGUCUCGGCAGCUGCAAGCGCUCUGGAACAGUCAACAGGAACGAUGACAGGGACUGAAAGCAACGAGCAUCUAAUCGAUCUUGAAGCUUUCCCAACUCCGUUGCUGAGCCCUGAACAGGUGAUGAUACCCCACGAUGGCGAGUCAGAAAGCCAUGUCAGCCCCGUGUUGCGCUUCGCGACGCAAAAAGAGCCGUACGAUGCUGCUCCACUGAUGCUCCAAGAUCCCUCCGCUGCCAUUUCUGAGAGCAAAGAGGACGAAGUGGACAUAUGCCGAUGUUGUCUGGACUGUCAAGACACUGCAUACGGGCCUUCAAACUCUCCUGUCACGAGCACCGACGACGAAUUGCCAAUGGCAUUCGUGCCGCAACGUUUCCAACGAGGGGCUGGAAGAGUGCUGAGGCCUCGUAAGGCUCAAGGUCCAUCACCUCCCCCAUUCGCAGGUUCGCAGCUUCCGGCUACCGGCGGUCGAAAGAGACACGCUGACUUGUACGAGACUGACCAGCGCCACGUUCGCUCGAGGCAAGGUCCCAAGAAGAAGAGAAAUGCGAAAAAGCGCAAGAAGGCAAUCGGCGAUAUCGACUCGCUACCACCGCCUAUCUGGCCCGUGGAUGAAGAACUGGAGACACUCCUUCCUUCUGAACCUGUUCACAACAACACAGAAAGAACUGGUGCACUGCAGCAAGGACAGAUAAGUCUCUGAAGCCCAGGAUACUUCCUCGAAUCGAGCAAAUCAAUUUCUGCUACAUGACAGUCGCCGACGAAGAUUUAAGCUAGCAGAGCACAACUACGAUUGCUUCUCUGCCACCUCUCCUAGCAUAGCAUACAUCCGAAGAUCAUGUCAAGGAUGCACAGCAUCUCCCAACA
This is a messenger RNA of Microstroma glucosiphilum, 1874 nucleotides long. RefSeq lists its product as hypothetical. The transcript has 3 exons. The coding region runs from base 427 to 1710 and encodes 427 amino acids. Lineage: Eukaryota; Fungi; Basidiomycota; Exobasidiomycetes; Microstromatales; Microstromataceae. The record is from RefSeq and is a predicted model, not a curated record.